GUGGUAGCCUGCAUGACAGCUAUACUCAGUCAGAUGGAUGAUCGUCACUAUGAGACAUACAUAGAAACCUUCGCUGGAUCCUCUGAUCUGGUGGACUUCCUGAUGGAGUCCUUCAUGCUUUUCAAGGAUCUGAUUGGGAAACAUGUGUACCCCUCUGACUGGAUGGCCAUGAUCAUGGUACAGAACAGAGUGUUCCUGAGAGCUAUCAACACCUAUGCAGACACAAUGAACCAGAAGUUCCUCAAUAACGACGACUUUGAAGUACAGUUGUGGAAUAACUACUUCCACUUGGCGGUGGCGUUUAUUACCCAGGAAUCUCUGCAGCUUCAGCAUUUCUCUCCAACUAAGAGGAACAAGAUUCUCGCCAAGUAUGGUGACAUGAGAAGACUCAUUGGCUUCGCUAUACGUGACAUCUGGUACAAACUAGGCAGCCAUAAGAUCUGUUUCAUCCCUGGCAUGGUGGGUCCCAUCCUGGAGAUGACUUUGAUCCCAGAAGAAGAGCUGAGGAGGGCCACCAUCCCCAUCUUCUUCGACAUGAUCACCUGUGAAAAUGCACACUCUGGAAACUUCCAGAAGUUUGAGAAUGAGAUCAUUCUGAAGUUGGACCAUGAGGUGGAGGGUGGAGGAGGAGACGAGCGAUACAUGCAACUACUGGAGACCAUCCUGCUGGACUGUGCAGCAGAGAAGCCCCCACUGAGGCCACAGGUGCAGCACUUUGUCUCCUUGGUGAAGGGACUCCUCAUUCGUCUCCUUGACUACCGCACCGUGAUGAACGAUGACAGCCGCAACAACCGCAUGAGCUGCACCGUCAACCUUCUUAACUUUUACAAGGACAUCAAUCGUGAAGGGAUGUAUAUCAGGUACCUUUACAAGUUGAGGGACCUUCAUCUGGAGGGUGAAAACUACACGGAGGCAGCAUACACACUGCUGCUCCACUCCCGCCUGCUCAAGUGGUUGGAUGAGAUGUGCAGCCCCCAGUUUGAGUUCCACGGCUCCCAAACGCAGCGGCAGCUCAAAGAAACGCUCUACGACACCAUCAUCGACUACUUUGACAAGGGCAAGGUCAGCAUGGUUUUACAACACAACCUGCUCCUCCAUCUUGACCUCCAUUAA
Messenger RNA from Notothenia coriiceps (black rockcod), 1113 nucleotides. Its product is annotated as dedicator of cytokinesis protein 2-like. Gene Ontology annotation, biological process: cell migration; myoblast fusion; small GTPase-mediated signal transduction. The record is from RefSeq and is a predicted model, not a curated record. Gene Ontology annotation, cellular component: cytoplasm; plasma membrane. Lineage: Eukaryota; Metazoa; Chordata; Actinopteri; Perciformes; Nototheniidae. Bases 13 to 1113 code for a protein of 366 amino acids. The transcript is spliced from 11 exons. Gene Ontology annotation, molecular function: small GTPase binding; guanyl-nucleotide exchange factor activity.